GUUUUCAACCAUUCAAAUUCAAACUGCCGUCAACGCAAGAAGUCUUCUCAAGCCUCCAAACCCCCCAAAACUGUUCCGCAAACCCAACCAUGGACGCCGACUGUGUGUGCCCGGCCCCGGCCCGCGGCGGCCAAUCCGGCGGAACGUGCAGCGGUGGGAAAAAGACCCGCAACGCGUACCUCAACUUCCUGCGCCACUACCGGAGCACGCACUGCGGCCUGCGGGCGACGGAAGUGGUCCGGCAGGGUGCCGCAGCUUGGCGCGGCAUGUCCGAGCAGGACCGCAAGCAGUACCAGCAGAUGGCGCUGUCCCAGCCGCACGUUUACUACCCGAGGCGCUACUUUGGCCGGCAGUCCAGCAUGCGGCGGAGUGCGGCUGGAGGAGGCGUCUGUCCGGUGGGUUGCUACCCGGCGGGAUCGGCGGCAGCGCGCCGAGCGGGAGCGUCCGGAGUGAGGAAGAGGGGACGAUCGAGCAGCGGCAGUCGAAGGCGCUAGGUGACCAGGC
This is a messenger RNA of Culex pipiens pallens (northern house mosquito), 504 nucleotides long. Its product is annotated as protamine-like. The transcript has a single exon. Gene Ontology annotation, biological process: spermatogenesis; sperm DNA condensation. Bases 90 to 494 code for a protein of 134 amino acids. The record is from RefSeq and is a predicted model, not a curated record. NCBI's taxonomy places the organism in Eukaryota, Metazoa, Arthropoda, Insecta, Diptera, Culicidae.